AUGGCAGAAAGAUUUGCAAGCGAGAAGAAUCAGAUGUUUCCAGUUAUUUCGAGAGAAACAACACAUGGCAAGGCAUCUAACAUCAGAGCCAGGCCACAGAAAAAUACGUCUUCGGGGAUCAAACUCCCACCAUGUCCUAAUAAUCGGAUCCCAAUGCUUACCACAAAACCCUCGGAAAAGGUGGAUUUCAUUAGAGCACCCCUAGCAGAACAAUUUGUGAGCGUUCCUUCUGGAGUGAAAUUUCCAGUGAGUCCUAAACAACCUGUCCAGUUCUGUACCACCAAGCUCUCGGAAAAGCUUUAUAAGCCAAGUCCAUCAUUUGACCUUGAGGAUCCAUAUUGUCGCUUGAUGAGGACAACCUACAAUAACCUGCAUGACCCCUGCUUAAAAGAAUAUUACCAGAGUAAAAUCCCUCGACAACGGAUACGUCAGCAGGGAUUCAUCACCAGCGAUGAUAAGGCAUCUAACAUCAGAGCCAGGCCAACACAGAAAAAUACGUCUUCGGGGAUCAAACUCCCACCAUGUCCUAAUAAUCGGAUCCCAAUGCUUACCACAAAACCCUCGGAAAAGGUGGAUUUCAUUAGAGCACCCCCAGCAGAACAAUUUGUGAGCGUUCCUUCUGGAGUGAAAUUCCCAGUGAGUCCUAAACAACCUGUCCAGUUCUGUACCACCAAGCUCUCGGAAAAGCUUUAUAAGCCAAGUCCAUCAUUUGACCUUGAGGAUCCAUAUUGUCGCUUGAUGAGGACAACCUACAAUAACCUGCAUGACCCCUGCUUAAAAGCAUAUUACCAGAGUAAAAUCCCUCGACAACGGAUACGUCAGCAGGGAUUCAUCACCAGCGAUGAUAAGAAGUUAGAGAAACAAGAUAGAGAAAAUUCGUCUUCGACCAAUGAUAAUCCCAAGUUAGUUAGAAAACAUACUUCUUAA
Messenger RNA from Pelobates fuscus (common spadefoot toad), 927 nucleotides. RefSeq lists its product as uncharacterized. The coding region runs from base 1 to 927 and encodes 308 amino acids. Lineage: Eukaryota; Metazoa; Chordata; Amphibia; Anura; Pelobatidae. The transcript is spliced from 8 exons. The record is from RefSeq and is a predicted model, not a curated record.